Messenger RNA from Saccharomycopsis crataegensis, 1389 nucleotides. RefSeq names its product GAF domain-containing protein. Lineage: Eukaryota; Fungi; Ascomycota; Saccharomycetes; Ascoideales; Saccharomycopsidaceae. The transcript has 2 exons. The record is from RefSeq and is a predicted model, not a curated record. The coding region runs from base 1 to 1389 and encodes 462 amino acids.
AUGGAAGCUUAUAGUAAGGGAAAAUGGAAUUUAUCUGUCGUUCCUUGUCCAGAGUUCCUUACCAAUCGAGGAUUAAUGAUCCCUCCAGAAAGCUACAAAGAGUCUAUAAGAGUCAAGACUGUUCAACAGUAUAUGGCUUCAAAACAAUGGGAGUAUAGGUCAAAUGAUUUGGAAAAAAUAAUCAGCCGUGCUGCACAAAUGGGAUCUGCCUCUGGUGCUUGUAUAUCUUUGAUUGACGAAACUAAACAAAUCGUCAAAUGUGGCCACUCAUCAGUUAGAGAGUGUCCCAGACAAAUGUCUAUCGAUGGGCACGCAAUUUUAUCCUCUCAAUACUUCAUUAUUUUGGACGCUUCCACAGAUUGGCGAUUCGCUAAUAAUCCCUUAGUGAAAAACUAUCCCAAGAUUAGGCUCUAUGCCGGGGUUCCCUUAGUGGCCAGUAAUAAACAAGUGAUUGGGAUUUUGUCAAUAUUUGAUGGUUUUCCAAGAUCUGAAUUUAAUUCUUUUUGUAUCCAGGAGUUGCAAAUUAUGGCAAGGGAAAUCAUGUCAAUAUUAGAUUCUACAUACCAAUCAGAAACCGCUGGAUCACAAAGCCAAGCAUUAAAAAACAUUCCGAGUGAAAAUCGAAAAGAUUUGAUAAAUCAGGUAGGUAGAGCCACAGGGGUUAAAAAUUCAACUUUUAAUACCAUCCCUGUGUACGAGAAAGAUGGUUCAGGCUCUUCAUAUGUCCAGAAUCAUAAUUUCAGGUUUGGAAAACACAAAUUCACUGAACAGGACAUUUUUAAUGCAGAGCUUGGGAAGAUGCUCGCUGAGUCAGGGGAUUUCAAAUUAGCUGCUAACCUAUUAUGUAAAAUAAUUUUAGAAAGAUUAAACUUGAGUGCUGUAUACAUUAUGGAAAUUAGAGUGGUAGGGGUCUUUGAGAUUGAUCCGGACUAUUUUCCGAAGCGGAAUGAGGUUGAAGCGGAGGAUUUCAAGUUUGCGGAGAUGUUAAGGAAAGUUGAAAGGGAACAUGUAAUCACAAGAGUUGUGGAUAGUUAUCCAGAUGAAAUUUCUGGUGAAUUGAAGGGCGAUGAAUCCGAGUCGUCCCAAUCUUUGCAUUAUAAAGCACUUAGCUCAGAAUUUGGGAUUUCUGUUAGAAGCACGAUAAGAAACUGUAACUGUGGUAACGGGGUUUGUUUACCCUUUUAUAGAAGGCCAUCAAAGCUAGUUAGGAAAGAAAAAAUUCAUAUCAAUGAUCAAAUCUUUGAACCAAUUGAGUUAUAUCUCAAAUCAGGAGGAUAUAUCAUUGGAGCGUUUUCCGAAAACGACGGAGUGACUACUCACGAGGAUAUCAAUUAUAUUUUGAACGCAACAGAUAUCUAUCGGAAAAUGUACAUUGACAGUGUUGCCUGA